Messenger RNA from Aspergillus saccharolyticus JOP 1030-1, 819 nucleotides. RefSeq lists its product as uncharacterized. The transcript is spliced from 2 exons. The annotation marks the transcript as partial. The record is from RefSeq and is a predicted model, not a curated record. NCBI's taxonomy places the organism in Eukaryota, Fungi, Ascomycota, Eurotiomycetes, Eurotiales, Aspergillaceae.
AUGGGCAGGAUCAACCCAGCCAUCCCCCCCAACGACCCCCACACCCCACGCUGGCUCCUCGACCUCGAAGAAUGGAGAAUCCACCCCUACACCUCCAUCCCGGCCGCCACCCUGGAAGCACACGGGUACGGCGUCGUCUCCUACACCUGGGGAUACAUUGUCGCCACUCCCGGCCAACCGGCCCCGAACCCCCCGGCAGGUCUCCUAUGGGACGUCCCCACCGUGAGCGCCUGGCCGCUCUCCCGCGCCCGAGAGGUGAUGCAGACGAUCGGCACGCGGUACGUAUGGUGGGACUGGAUGUGCGUACCGCAGCGCGGGGAGGGGUUGCGGCCGUUGAGUCGGGAGUUGGAGGUUGUGCAGGCGGAGGAGAUUGGGAAGCAGAUGCAUAUCUACGGGAACGCGACGAAGAGCAUCAUCUGGCUCCACUCCACCAACUGGACGACAACCCCCGCCUCCGCUAUGCAGGAACUCCUGCAUCUUCGACUAUACUACGACGAAGAUACCGCCCCAGAUCCAAACACAACUCCAACCAGCCUCCAAAACCACGCCAAUCACAUCGCCGCGCAGCUCGCCCUCGCGCACGAACAGGAACACUGGACGCGCUCCGGCUGGACCCUCCAGGAAGGCGUCCUGCUGCACGAGACAGACCUCAUCGACGGACGCGGGGCGCGGCUGACGGAUCUUACUUCUCCGGGGUACUUUCUGGGCGACCACGCAACAGUGGCUGAUUUGACAAUCCCCGUCACGCGGUUGGCGUUUGAACUGGCGAUUGCGUAUUUCAUGCAGAGUCAGGGGUAUGAGCCGGAUGUGGGGGCGCCG